This is a messenger RNA of Thermothelomyces thermophilus ATCC 42464, 6368 nucleotides long. RefSeq lists its product as uncharacterized. NCBI's taxonomy places the organism in Eukaryota, Fungi, Ascomycota, Sordariomycetes, Sordariales, Chaetomiaceae. Gene Ontology annotation, molecular function: phosphatidylinositol-3-phosphate binding. The record is from RefSeq and is a predicted model, not a curated record. Bases 163 to 6321 code for a protein of 2052 amino acids. Gene Ontology annotation, biological process: autophagy of mitochondrion; piecemeal microautophagy of the nucleus; autophagosome assembly. Gene Ontology annotation, cellular component: phagophore assembly site; extrinsic component of membrane. The transcript is spliced from 3 exons.
CGGUCGCCCCCUCUCUCUAGCUUUGCUCGGUUGCCGACGUCUGCGAAUCCCACACCACCCCCACCGCUUGAACGUCUGCCCCACGUCGAUAGAUAGCUCCCGUCUCGCGAUAUCCCGAUAUAAUUCCAACAGCGACAGUUCCUCUAUCGCCGACGGCCCAUCAUGGCGUCCUUCUUCCAGUCCUUCCGCAGCUCCUCGAUGGCGAAGCAACUGCUCCGCUUCGCCCUCUCUCGCCUGGACCUCCUCGAUACGCAAGCCCUCGAUCUCGAGAACCUCGACUUUGCUCUGGGUCGGAAUACGGUCCUGGAGUUCCGAGAUGUCGGGCUGGUGGUUCAGAAGCUCGAAGGGCUGUUGGGGCUGCCCCACGCCUUCUCGCUCCAGAAGGCCAAAGUGCUCGUCCUUCGAGUCACGAUCCCCAUGGAUUUCUACACCAGCCCCAUCACGGCCGAAGUGGACGGCGUGGACAUCCGCCUCAAGGUGGCAUCCCGACAAGAGGAUCCGGGCGACCAGCACAAUGCGAAGCGCAGGAAAGGCAGGGACGCCGAAAUCGCCGCCGCCGAAGUCGUGCCGACGGCUGCGGAUCUCGCGCAGUCGUUCUUGGAGACCCAGCCAGUGGCGGAAAAGAAGGAGCUGGAAGAAGCGCUCGCCGCUGAAAGCCAGGAUCUCGGUGCUUCGAUGGCCGCGAGCGAGUCGGGGAGUGACGACGACUCGGCGGUCGGCACAGGUCAGCCCCUCUCGCUACCCGCCUUCUUGACCGACUUCCUCCAGGGCAUUGUGGAUAGGAUCCAGGUCCAUGUACAGAGCGUUACGUUCCAGGUCGACGUCGAAGUGCCCGUAGAUCACAGCUCCCCAACGCCGGAGCUCGUCACUUUUCAGCUCUUUGUGGAUAAGCUUGACGUCGAAGGCGUGACUUCGACUAGGCAAUUGCCCAACGAGUCUCCUGCAAUCCUCCACAAGGAGGGCAAGCGCCAUAUCCUGCUAGACAAUAUCCGAGCCGCUUUGAUUACCGAAGCCAACGUCUUCUCCUCGCUAGUUCCGUCCCCGUCGAUGCCCUCCCCCGUUGCCUCACGCUCGCCCGUUGUCGCUCACCCGCCCGAGUUCCCUCCUCGCGGAGCCGCUCAGACUGUUGGGGCCGAUUCAGUGGCCGGUUCCAUGGCAGGCUCCGAUGACUUCUCGCAGAGCCGUUCCCCGUUGCACGAUAGCGAGGCCGCCUUCAACAUCCCGUACGAUAUGGGGGAAGCUAGCGGCGCUGGUCAGACCGCCGAACCAACGUCACCCCUAUCCACGCCGAGAGCAUCCAUCUACCGGGGCUCACCUCCGCCCACUAUCACCGAGCAUGCUGCGCAAUCAACAAUUUUCGAAUCAUCGCGCCCACUGUGGUCGGAUUUUGAGCGGGAUGUGCGGUCAGAACCGGAUCUUCGCCCGCCUCGGCGGUUCCCGCCCUCCGACCAUCCUUCUCCUGCCGCUUCGGUUCAUUCCGGUACCGCAAGUAUGAAGUCAAGCGGUUCGGCCGCGUCCGACGACCUGGCAGAGUCGCACAUUUACAGCCACGAGGAAGCCGAGAGCAUGUAUAUGAGCGCCUUCUCCCAAGCCGAGUCCCAGAGACUGCGCACCGGUAUGCCAGGGGGCUGGGACGCUUCAGAAGACUCGGACGAACCCGACGCCGCGCCUGUGCCUGUGCCUGUGUCCUCCGCAGAAACACCCGAACAGACGAAUGAAGACGAGCAAAAGCCCGAACGAUCCCCUGCGCCACAAGAACCGUCUCCUCAACACGAGGAGAGGGAAGACCCCAAUCUGCACAGCCGGGACCCUGAGCCACAGGAGCCCGAACCACCCCAGGACGAUAUCCCGACUCCCCGAGGGCCGACUCGCCUGGUUAAGGAGAUUCUAUCCCUCAGCUCGAUCUCAGUCUACCUUCCCUCCCGCCAGAAGGACACCGACGUCAGUGCUCCCGACCUCGCCAAGUCGAUAUCUCCAAAUAUCCCGGGGGCGUUCUCAAUUCAUUCCUCGACCGCUGCGAGUCCGAAACUCACGCCGGUCAACGAGCCUCCCCCUCGGGAAGCUCCCCUCGAUUCGUCCAUCGAGAUCAUCCUGAGGCCCGUAGAGAUACGGUUCGAUGCUUCGAUCGGGUUUCUCCUGGCCAUGGUUGUCUCCCGACUUCUCGAGGCGUUACAGAGCGAGUCACAGGAUGCUGGCGCCUCUGCCGGCGCGGAACCGACCCCGAGAGAUACCCCCGACGUCAGGUUGACGGUCGAACGGCUGUCCGUUCUGUUCCUGGAAAAGCUCGCAGGCGUUGCCGACGUACCUCGGAGGCUUUUCGAAGGGCGGACAGCAGACUUGAGCUCCGAUGUGUUGCUCCAAGCUCAGCUUGUGAAUCUUGCCGGUUCGCUGUCCAAGGCCGGUCUGGAUACGGAGUUGAACUUGAGCCUCGAGAAGCUCGUAUUCGGUUAUGCGGACGCCGACGUCAUCUCGUUUGAUCGGUCCGUCCUGAUGUUUGAGUCCAUGGCGAACACGUUCCCUUCCGCCGGGCAUGAUAUCUCAGUCAAGGCCACUCUGGGGUCUCAGGUCUCGCGUAUCGAGAUCAACACACUGCCCCUCCACGUCAAGCUGGACCUUCAGAGACUCGACGAGACCUUCAGCUGGUUUGGCGGGCUCAGCAGUUUCUUGAAUAUGGGAACCUCCGUCACAUCGAGCACGUCAAGAACCGGCAAAGGUUCGGCCCAGAAACCCAGGGGUGUCCGGUUCGACGAGCCGGGCAACCCCAGUGGCCGGGCCGCUACCAAGGAGAAUAAGGUUGACUUGCGUAUCAAUGGCCUCCGCGUUGACGUUGUUGGGAAAGAGUGCAGUGCGCUGCUGAAUUCCAGCGCCCUGAAGAUGGUCAGUAGAGAAGGGGCCGUCGGCGUUCACCUCAGCCGGAUACGACUGUCGGGACCAUACCUCAAGAACGCCAGAGCCGAAGCGCCUGUCGUGACCGAGAUCUUGGACACCAGGGCCGAGUUUGUGACGCUGCCUCGAAGCAGAGAUCUCGAGAGGUUACUCGAGCUCAUCACCCCUUCCAAGAUCAAGUUUGAUGAAGAUGAGGACGAGAUCAUGGUCGACACGCUCCUGAGGCAACGAAGGAAAGGUCCGGUGCUUUCCUUGACCGUGGGUAGCGUCAGGCUCGAUGCGGAGAGGCUGCAGCAGCUCGCCUGCCUCCCGGGUCUCGUUGACGACCUCGCUAAGCUCGGAACCGUUGCGAAGUACCUUCCCGAAGAUGACCGGCCGGGACUUUUAACACUGUGCCACGUCAAGAAGACCGAGUGUCGUGUUGAUGUCGGCGGCCGGUUCGGUGUCGUUCAGGCAUCGCUCUCGGAUCUCGAGAUCGCGCAUAUCUCGACCCCUCAGCUUGUUGCCGUUGCCUUGGGCCAAAUUACGGUCACGAGAAACAAGAUCGAAGAGCUCGUGACGACUUCUCCAGCGCCGGCGACCGGCAGCUCUCCAACGCCACCGGUCUUCAUGAUGAGGCUGGUCGACGAUAUGGAGCCGGUCCUCAAGAUCAAGUUGCUGGGCUUGGUCCUAGAGUAUCGGGUGCCCACAAUCAUGGACAUUUUGGAUCUCUCCGAGGAUGCUACGCCAGAGGAUUUCGAGGUCGGCCUGGCCGCGUCCGUGGCGAACCUGGGGGAGCAAGCCCACACCGCCAUCAAGAGAGCACCCUCUGGUUCGGUUCCGUCAUUGGGCCAGGCCGAGCCCUCGAGGCCGCUGAAAGUGGAUAUCGCUUUCCGCGACUGUCUUGUCGGCCUCAACCCGCUCGCGCUGCCUUCUAAGCUGACAGUCGUGCUCACUGAUGCUCACCUGGAGCUGACGCCGGGCAAGCAUGACACGGUCACUGCGGUAACAAGCAUGAAGCGGGCCGCUGUCCUGCUGAUCGACGAUACCUCCAUUCUCGACGCGCCUGGGGUCCCUUUCGCCUCCACACGACGUCCGCAAGCGGCUCCUUCUCCGCAGGUGACCGAGCUGUGCGCACGAGGAUACGUCAAUAUCUGCCAAAUCUCCUCGGCGAAAGCGACCGUGACGGCUUCCAAGGAGGAGGAGGGCGGCACGCAGCUGGAGGUCGAGGUCCGUGAUGAUCUGCUGGUCCUCGAAACCUGCGCAGAUUCGACCCAGACGCUCAUUGCAUUGGCCAACGCGCUAACGCCGCCCACGCCCCCGAGUAAAGAGAUCAAAUACCGCACAUCUGUGGUCCCCGUCCAGGACCUGUUGGCCUCGAUCAGGGCCGAGGCAUUUGGGCGAGCCGAAGGCGAAUACGACUUCGACAAAGACUUUGACCUAGCCCAGGAGCUUGGCGGCGGAGCCGAUGGCGACUCUGACUUCGACGGCGGACCAAGCGAAAGCCCGCUUAACCUCGACUCGCAGUACUACGACGAGGGGGCGGCCGUCCAAGAAGAGCUGUUCGAUGCCACAUCUCGGUCGAUGAUGCUUGAAGAAGGCGGUACAAAGACCGAGGACACCACAGAUGGAGUCUUACUAAGUACAACCAGCCUCGACAAGGCGAACAACAGCAGUACUCUCGAAUACAGCACCGGGGAUCUCUCCAUCCAGGACGACUACUUUGCGGGAGGCCCGGUCGUCCGCGGCACCGCGCAUCGCUGGGAUUCCAAGGCGAACCGGUACGACCAGCAUACCGAUCUUAAGCUCCAGCGUAGUCCGCUGAAGGUCUGCGUUCGCGAUGUGCACAUCAUCUGGCACCUGUUCGAUGGCUACGAUUGGACGCGCACACGCGAGGUGAUUGCCAAGGCCGUUCAGGAGGUGGAGGCCAGGGCACACGAGCGACGGGCCCGGGCGGACCGGAGGGGCGCCUACGACCAGGAGCUGCUCGACGAGGACGAGACGGUCAUCGGCGACUGCCUCUUCAACUCCAUCUACAUUGGCAUCCCGGCGAACCGUGACCCCAGAGAGCUGACCCAGGCCAUCAACCACGGCUUGCAAGAUUUCGGCGAUACCGACUCGGUUGCGACCUCGGCCGUGACGACCACGACGCUCCGCGCCGCCGGGCAGCACCGCAGGUCAAAGAGCCUGAAACUGAACCGAAGCAAGCGCCACAAGAUCACGUUUGAGCUCAAAGGCGUGAACGUGGACUUUGUCAUGUUCCCCCCGGGCUCCGGGGAGACGCUCAGCUCGCUCGACGUUCGACUCCGGGACGUUGAUGUUUUUGACCACGUCCCCGAAUCGACGUGGAAGAAGUUUGCCAUGUAUGACAUCGAUGCCGGCGAGCGAGAGAUGGGGGCGAGCAUGGUUCACGCCGAGGUCAUCACCACAAGGCCGGUCGACACGCCGGCGACGGAGCUGGUCAUUAGCGUCAACAUCCUGCCUCUGAGGUUGCACGUCGACCAGGACGCCCUCGAUUUCAUCACCAGGUUCUUUACCUUCCGGGACGAGUCGGCGCCGGUGCACGCGUCCCCGGGCGACGUUCCGUUCAUCCAGCGGAUCGUGGUCAACAACAUCCCGGUCAAGCUCGACUUCAAGCCAAAGCGGGUCGACUACGCCGGCCUGCGCUCGGGCAAGACGACCGAGUUUAUGAACUUCAUGAUCCUGGAAGACGCCCGCCUGGUUCUGCGCCGCGUAAUCCUCUACGGCGUCUCCGGUUUCGAUCGGCUCGGCGAGCAGCUCAACGACAUCUGGACAGCUGACGUCAAGCGUCACCAGCUACCCGGCGUUCUUGCCGGCCUCGCGCCCGUGCGCUCCCUCGUCAAUGCGGGCUCCGGCUUCCGGGACCUCAUCGAGAUCCCCAUCCGCGAGUACCGCAAGGACGGCCGGAUCGUGCGCAGCCUCAAGAAAGGCGCCACCGCCUUCGCCAAGACGACCGGCACCGAGGUUGUCAAACUCGGCGCCAAGCUCGCCAUCGGCACUCAGUACGCCCUGCAGGGCGCCGAGGGGCUGCUCGCGCCGAGCCAGGCCGGCGAGGGCGGCGGCUCUGCUGCCGCGGUCGCCGCCGCCCUCGGGGACGACUGGGACGAGGACGAGUACGAGGAGGAGGUCAACCGGAAGAUCAGCCUGUACGCGGACCAGCCGCUCGGCAUCGUCCAGGGCGUGCGCGGCGCGUAUGCCAGCCUGGCGCGGGACCUGUCGGUCGCGCGGGACGCCAUCAUCGCCGUGCCCACCGAGGUCAUGGACAGCCAGAGCGCUCAGGGAGCUGCGAAAGCGGUGCUCAAGAAGGCGCCGACCAUCAUCCUACGGCCAGCCAUCGGUGCCACCAAGGCGAUUGGACAGACCCUCCUGGGGGCGACCAAUUCGUUGGAUCCAAUGAACCGGAGGAGAGUUGAAGCUAAAUAUAAGAAACAUUGAUUUUUGUCUUGAAUGCACGGCGCCUCCAUGCUCAUGAAUGGAGGUGA